Porites evermanni is the source of this 15915-nucleotide messenger RNA. NCBI's taxonomy places the organism in Eukaryota, Metazoa, Cnidaria, Anthozoa, Scleractinia, Poritidae. The record is from the annotation of a GenBank genome assembly.
AUGUUUUCGGAUUCAUCAACCUCGGCUGCAACUUUCGCUGCCCUUUUAAUGGUUUUCGUCUCACGGGGUAAGUAAUACAGUCGACUCUCUCUUAACGGACACCUCUAUAAGACGGACACUUCUGUAAAACGGACACUUAUAGUUGGUCCCUGCCUUUCUUUACUCCCUUUAUUUGACCCUCUAUAAGACGGACAUCUCUCUAAGAAGGACACUUAGUGCCGGUCCCAAAGGAGUCCGUCUUAGAGAGAGUUGACUGUAUUUUAUUUUUUAGUAAUAGAUAAAUAAUCGUAGAUACGAUUCUGAGGGGUUCGGGGCGAAAUUGCUAUGAAACUUUCCAGACAGGAAGUUAAAUUCUCAGCACUUCAGAAACGGUCAGCCACUGAAACACUAUUUUAACAGCUUGUUUUGUUUGUUGUACUAGUGGGUCAACACACUUUGAGUUGAAACAUAUUCAGAAAGGAAAACAUUUUAGAUGGGAAAGAGUGUCUAGAGUAUGUUGUUAUGUAACCGAUGAUAACUUUUGGCUGUUCCUUUCAAACUUUCUGAAAAUAUUGCAAUCGUAGUUAUAGUUUCAUAUGGAUAUCCUUACUGCUAGCUUAUAUUUACAGCAAACACCGAGAACGUUUUUGCUUCCCAGCGGACAUAUCGACCUAAGUUUUAUGUGCCAGGUGACUUUUUUUACUUCCAGUGGCUGUCAGUAUUUUUGCAUGCAACUUGAAUUUCGCCCAGAACUUGGUGGAAUUCAACAGGAACCUGACUUAGAAGCGUUGUCGAAUCAGUAAAAACAAAUGUACUUUACAGUUUACUUAAUUAAUCUAAGAAGGAGUGCCCGUGCAGGGGUGGGGGGUAGGAGGGGGGUUGGGGGAAGGGCAGUAGAAUUGAUCAUGACAGCCAAUAACAGACCACUGUCAGUACGAUAUGUUCUAGGUCUACAGGGUGUUUCAAAAGUUCGUUCCGACUGUAAAUUGUAUUUUGCACAAAGCAUUUAAUGCUUCCUGAGGCAAAUGUAAACUGAUUCAGGUAAAAAAAUUAUCUAAAUAACCGUUCAAAGCAAUUUCAAACUAAAAUUUGAAGAAAUUAUGAUAUUUUUAAUUUUUUUUUAUGAUCGUUCCUUUUGUACUUCUCCCAGGAGAAGCAACAUCCAUGUGCUCGGCGUAUCACAGCGUUUUCACUCGUGUGUUCAAUGCCCUCAAAGACGGAGCAAAGCUUCUAUUUUCGCGGGAAAAACUGCUUUAAUCUUUAUUUAGUUUAUUUAGUUAUCCGAAGAAUGUAACGAUCAAAAAACCAAACUUCUUUCUUUAUACUUUGACAGGUGUGUCCGGACAGAGUACCUCAUUGAGCCCUAUACUAUCAGUGACUCCGUCCUCUAUGUCGACCCUACCCACAUCAUCACAGGAUAUAUCUACCACAACAUCCUCUGCUACAGCAGCCUCCACAGUGGUUAUCAGCUCGACACCAUCUGGCCCCUCGACGAAUGCGUCUGUAACCACCACGAAUCCGACCAGUGAGGCUAUGACGGAAGCGCCAACUACGACUGAGGCGCCCUCCUCCACAAAGAGUAAGCCACCUCAUUAAAGACAGCAGCGAAAACGUGGGAACAAAGACCUAUUCGGCUAACUCAAUGUUGUACUCAAUUCAAAUCUCCCGGAGAUAAGAUUCUUUGUGUCUUGUAUUUGCAUUAUAAUGUGGCAUUCACAUUUAAAUGAUAUGGAAAUUACUGAAACAAAACGUUUUAUUCCUAAAGGGUUCGAAUUGGGUACAACAUUGAGUUAGCCGAAUAGGUCUAUUAUACGCUGGGUAUUGUUAAUCUUGACAUGGUAAUAAGGUAUGGGGAAUCGCUCUGGCCAGGGACAGGCCCAAGACUAGGCGAAACUAGAAAAGGGCAAAAUUAACACCGACUUACUCGUCGGGUGUGAGGACGUGUCGUAAAGCUCUUUUCGUAGAGGGAUCAAAGGGAGUGAGUGUAAACUCUUUUGUGUUCACAUUUGCAUAAUCCCUAUAUGGUCGGUAACCGGUCAAGGUUUUCAAAACACUAAAUGACCCCCAGAUAGGUAUUUUCAAUAAAUUUGACUUAUCUAAGAAUCUGCUAGCAGAGUAGACUGCCAGUCAUUUAGUGUCAAAAAACCAAUGUAUCACAUUGAGCCCUAUACUAUCAGUGACUCCGUCCUCUAUGUCGACCCUGCCCACAUCAUCACAGGAUAUAUCUACCACAACAUCCCCUUGGAGGGAUCAAAGGGAGUGCGUGUAAACUCUUUUGUGUUGACAUUUGCAUAAUCCCUACUGUGGCGAGAUGUGAUCGAAUCUCAGCCUGUGUACGGCCGUCCCCUCCCCUCAGUAACAAACAUGCAAUCCAGUCACUGAUCACGAUAGGCUAUCAUGCCGAUAUGAAUAUUAUUCCAGGCUGGAAUGAACAGUGCCCCCAACCAUACAAAAUUUUGCGACUUUGCGAUGCUUUAUGAAUUAUCUUCGUUGAUGGAUACAUGUAUAUCGUUUACAGUUGAAAGUGCACUUAGCUUAUCCAGCUAGUUUACAGGCACUCCACUUAAAUAAUUCUGAAAUAAAUAAUGCAAAUAGAACAUAACAGGAUUAAAAACCCCAACAAGCGGUAGGCAACCAGUUGGCUAUUUACAAGCGUGGCCGAGGACUUGAACUAGAGACGACCGACAACAAAUCCCGAAAGUGGCCAGAGCGGGACUCGAAACCCGGGAUUGUUGAAUUGGGAGUCCGAUUACGCUGGCUCCCAUUACGUUUUCAACAAAUCACUCUCAAACUUGGUAAAUUUACUGAUUUAGGGCGUCCUUUCAAACCGUGUUGUCGGAUUGACGAUAACCAGUCCCAGCCAAAAAUUGAAAAACAAAACUGAAACCGUAGAAGGGUCACUGUAUUUAAUCGUCACUUAAUGCCUCGAAUUGGUGCCUUUGUUUAAAAGAAUGUGGGAACUUAGUGUCAUCUCCUCAUUAUUUUUUUUUUCAACUGCAUUCUAUUAAUUUACCUUUUCUGAAUUUUUCUUUGACAAUUGUGCAUUAUAUGUUCGUAGCAUGUGGCUGGGUGAUCGUGGUCUGGAAGAAAAGCUGGAACAGCAUGUACAAAGAUAAUCAACAGUUCAUUAGUAACACCACGGAAAAACUGCAAAUGUUUUUAGUGAGUAAUCUUAUAUAACAAAUCUGUUUGUUUCCUUUGUUCCUUUUUGUUAGUAUGUUCCAGACGAAUACUUUAAUUGUGUCCGAUGUAGUAAAUUUAUAGAGCUAGCCCUUCUUGAUUUUCAUUUUAGUUCCAUAUUCCCAUACUAUACUGAUACUUUCUCUCUAAUAGUUGUUGCAAAACCUAUCUAAUAUUAGAGGAAAACGGCUGAUAUAGUCUAGUGUGUAUCUUAAUUUUAAAAGCUAUUGAAGGUCGAAGCAACUCAUCCCUGUUUGAUUAGCUACCUAAGGGCCUCUUUACAAGGAAGUGGGGACCCCUAGGUAGGUGAGGUAACCCGUUUAGGUGGGAUAAUAUAAAGCGCCUGACGAGAUAAUCUCAUUGUAAUUUGAUCACGAUUUGCCUUGCGCAAUGCCCUAAUCCUCCCUCUUUUUGAUAACGGAAACGUCAUCUACACUGAUUGACUUAUUGUUUACUAACACUUCUCAUCGUGUUAUUGACCGAGGCGUUAUUCCUGUCAUCUUUAAGCGACCAUUGUUUGAUCUUCUGUGUUAUCAAAUCAGGUGUUCCUAAAGUUCCAGGGAGAACCAUCGAAAAUCGGUCAUACAAACAUUAUUCAAAGCAGGAAUUUGUGAAUGACUUGAAAGAAAUUGACUGGAACCAAGCUCUAAACAAGCAGGACAUUGACCCCGCGGUCAAUGAUUGGAACAAUCUUUUUACUCGCGUUACCGAUAGUCAUGCUCCCAUGAGGAAAUCAAGAAUUAAAGGGGUCCGUUCUCCCUGGCUAAACGCACAGCUAUCUGAAACUAUGCAGCAACGUACGAGAUUAUUACCAUCGUAAAGCCCUGAAAACAAAGUCCAAUCAUUGUUCACGCUAUAGGGAACUUAAGAACUACGUAAAUAAGGAGACAAAGAGAUGUAAAUCGGAAUACUAUUCUAAGCUUAUUACCGAAAACAAAUCUAAUCCAAGUGCAUUAUGGAAAACUCUAAACGACAUAACAUCUCGCAAAGAAAGAAUUCCCAUCUCCUGCAUUGAGGCCGGCGGUGUUCAAUACUGCAGCAAUAAAUCUAUCUCCAAGAUAUUCUCAAUGAACACUUUUCAACAAUUGGAACUAAACUGGCGCAAAAGCUCAAGUCUUGUAGAUCCCACAUCUACUCGGCGCCUGCGGUUAACUCGAAUCUACCCCAUGAAUUUGCUUUCGAGCCAAUGACGGAAGACUUCGUUCUUCGUCAGCUUAAGCAGCUCAAAAUCAAUAAAGCCAUUGGCCUAGAUAAUAUCAGUGCUCGUCUACUGAAAGAUUCAGCCUCAGUAAUCAGUGCCAGUCUUACUAGAUUGUUUAAUUUUUCCCUGGAAACUCGCACUUUUCCUUCUCUUUGGAAAUUUUGAAAAGUGGUAGCGUUAUUCAAGAAAGGUGAUCGCUUUGAUGCUAACAAUUACAGACCCAUUAUUUGUAGUAACAUGAAGUACUAACUGACCGCUGACCGGCGGUAGGGCUGUCAUGAGGGAGAGCUGUAUGAAGCUAUCGUAUUAAAGUAUGUUGUGUUGAUGCUGUCGUCUCUGUACCUCUUCGGACUCAACAUGGUGUCAGAAGCGUGACCUUCCUACUAGCCUACAGUUGCGGAGAUCAAACCAAUCGGAGAAACGGAUCAAAUACUGAGACGAAUUGACCGGUCAAACUUCACGCGGAUCCUACGCACGUGGUUCAAAACAAGAUGGCGGAAAGCAUGCCAUUCGCCAAACCACCGGAACCGCUGGAAAUUUCGAUGGGAAAUCCUGCUCACUCGUGGGGAAAAUGGAAACAAAAAUUCGAAAUUUACCUCAAGGCAAUUGGAGCUUCAAAGAAACCCGAUGAAAUGAAAGUGGGGCUGCUAUUAAACCACAUCGGCGAGCCGUGUUUGGAAAUUUACUCGAAUUUCACCUACCUACCUGAGCGUGACGACCCCGCGGGAGGAGAAGAGAAACUUCCAGCCGAAGACUCCGACAACUACGCGACCGUUGUGGCAAAGUUUGAUGAAUACUUUCAAAAACGGGACCCUCAACUCAUGCUGCGAGAGAAAUUUUGGCUUCACCUUAAACGAGAGCCCACACAGACCUUUGAUUCGUGGGUGGUGACUGUCAAGGAAAGAGCCGCCGAGUGCAAGUUCCCAGCCGAUUUCUAUGAGCAAGCAGUUAGAGACAAACUUACCUUUUCCUGCAAGGAAGACAAUUACAAGCUAAAACUCUAUGACGAGGGAGCAGCCCUUUCACUCGAAAAGGCAGUGAAAAUCCUGUCUUUGAAGGAAGCAACAAAACGUGAGUUACACGAAUCAAAAACCGCAGAGAUUGAGAGCGUCACACCGCGAGGGAACAGGCAAGACCCUCAUGCUGGUCAAGAUACAGAGCAAAGGAACCAGCGAGACUUCAAGAGGAAGCCCUUCCAAACAAGUGGCCGGAACUGUGGGUAUUGCAACCGCCGACACCCCCCUGGCAAGAAGAACUGCCCAGCGGCAGAUACACGAUGCAGCAAGUGCAACAAAAUGGGACAUUUCCCUAUCAUAUGCAAGAGUGUACCUCCAAGGACGGUCAACGAAGUUCUUGAAACCGAGGAUAACUUUAGCCUCACAUUUGUGGGAGGGGUUUAUACACCCACUAGUCCAAACACCUCCAAGGCCGAACCAGCAAUAAACUCUCAAACCAGUAGGUCCGACCCUGGAUGGCAUGUCAACCUCAAGAUUCAAGACCAAGAGACGCUGGCAUGGUGCAUCGACACAGGAGCACAAGUGUCUGUGAUGCCUGAGCACAUCUACAAGUCUUCAUAUGGAACACUUUCAAAAUCUGACAGAGAACUUGUCGGAGCAGGGGAUGUUCCUUUAAAGACCCUUGGAUGUGCAGUCAUGAACCUCCAACAAGACGAAACAGUCAUUAAAGAACGAGUGUACGUAGUCAGUGGGGCAUCCAAGUUGCUUCUGGGGAUACCCGCCAUCCGAAGUCUUGGUCUUAUCCAUGAAAUCCCUGGGACAUACAGUGUUAAAGCUGUCCAUCAAAUGCCUGAUAGCCAUCCACUCCACUCAGGGACCAAGGAGGACAUUGUCAAGCAGUACCCAUCACUUUUUCAAGGCCUUGGCAAAUUGGAGGGUGAGCAUACAAUUCAAUUGAAGGAAGGGGCCACACCCUUUUGUUUGACCACUCCCAGGCGAGUACCACUGCCACUAAUGAAGCAAGUGCAAGAGGAGAUCAAGCGUAUGGAACAACUGGACGUUAUUGAACCAGUGGAUGAGCCGACAGAAUGGUGUUCACCGAUUGUGGUAGUGCCAAAGGCCGAUGGCAGGGUGCGGAUAUGUGUUGAUCUUACCAGGCUUAACCAAGCGGUCCGCCGAGAAGUCUAUCAAAUGCCAACAGUUGAAGAGACCCUGGGAAGCCUAACAGAAGGCUCAGUAUUCUCCAAACUUGAUGCCAACUCAGGGUUUCAUCAGAUAGUCCUAAACCCAGAAAGUGCCAAGCUAACUACCUUUAUCACGCCCUUCGGCCGUUACAUGUUCAAGCGUCUUCCCUUCGGCAUAUCCUCAGCCCCAGAACAUUUCCAAAAGAGGAUGGACAAAGAACUCUCUGGAAUAGAAGGGGUCAAGUGCCGCAUGGAUGAUAUUCUAAUCAUCGGGAAAGACCAAGCGGAACAUGACAAACGACUUAAGCAAGUCCUUGACAGGCUAGUCGAGAGGAAACUCACACUCAACCUUGAGAAGUGUUUAUUUUCUCAAUCCAGGUUGCAAUACUUGGGCCAAAUCAUUGACAGUGAUGGAAUCAGGAAAGACCCCUCCAAGAUCAAAGCCAUCACCGACAUGGCAGAACCCCAGAACAUUGCAGACCUGAGACGUUUCCUGGGUUUGGUCAACCACCUUAUGAAGUUCUGCCCAAAUCUGGCUGAGACGACGAAACCCUUAAGAGACUUGCUCAAGAAGGAGAACGCGUGGGUGUGGGGCACAGCCCAACAAGAAGCCUUCCGACAGCUGAAAGUAGACAUGGCAUCCGACCAAGUUCUUGCACUGUACGAUCCAGAGAAGGAGACCGUGGUCUCAUCUGAUGCCAGCAGUUUUGGACUUGGUGCGGUCCUCGUGCAGAAGCAGCCGUCCGGUGAAAUGAGGCCAGUGGCUUAUGCUAGCAGAUCAAUGACCGAGACAGAGCGUCGUUAUGCCCAGAUCGAAAAAGAGGCCUUGGCUAUCACAUGGGCACUUGAACACUGGGCUGAAUUCUUGAUCGGAAUGAGAUUUAAAGUGGAAACCGAUCACAAGCCAUUGAUUCCAUUGUUUUCCACAAAGCUGAUUGACGAGCUACCAGUACGCAUACAACGCUUCAGGAUGAGACUCAUGAGAUUUGACUUUGCCAUCGCACAUGUUCCUGGUAAACUCUUGUACACAGCUGAUUCAUUGUCUCGAUCCCCCCAGGAGGGUAAAGCCCAGGAGCCUAAGUCAUGGGACGACCUACAUGACGAAGUCGAGUGCUAUGUGAAUGCUGUAUUGGUAACCCUACCUGCCUCCGACCAGCGGUUAGAUGAGAUACGUUCUGAGUUGAAGAGUGAUGACACACUUAAAACUGUGAUGCAGUAUGUGCAGAAUGGAUGGCCUGAAGAGAAACGAAGAGUCCACGGGCCAAUAGCUAAAUACUGGAGUGAACGUGGCAACAUCUCCCUCCACGACGGCCUGCUCCUGAGAGGACGACGAAUCAUUAUUCCUCCGAGGCUGCGGGCAGAUGUAUUAAGGCGUCUUCAUGAUGGUCAUCAAGGAAUUACCAAAACACGUGCAAAUGCGGCCUCCUCAGUGUGGUGGCCUGGAAUCUCCCAAGACAUCACAAGAGUCGUGCAGAACUGCGCCAUGUGCGAGAAAUAUCGCAGAGAACGCAUUGAGCCAAUGAAAGGUACUGAGUUUCCAGAACGACCGUGGAGCAGAGUUGGCGUAGACUUCUUUCAGCACAAGGAUAAACAUUACCUCCUAGCCGUAGAUUACUUUUCAAGAGAUGUAGAGAUAAGUCAAGUGUCCAAGAAUGUAAACUCUGCCCAGACUAUCCUGCAACUUAAGAAGAUCUUCAGUCGACAUGGGAUUCCAGACAUCUUAUUUAGCGACAAUGGCCCCCAGUUUGAUUCACACGAGUUCACUAACUUUUCCACAGACUGGCAGUUUCAACACAUAACAUCGUCUCCAAGAUACCCCCAGUCCAACGGUGAAGUGGAAAGGGCGGUCCAAACUAUGAAGGCGGUCUUGAAUAAGAGUAAUGACGAAUACUUGGCUCUCCUGAAUUACAGAGAUACUCCAUUGCACCACGGUUACUCUCCAGCACAAUUGAGCAUGGGUCGGAAACUUCGUACAAGAGUCCCCUGUCACCCGGAGGAGCUAAAGCCAGAGACCCCAGACCGUGAUCACAUCAGAAGGAAAGAGAAGGAGUACCGAGCUAAGAUGAAAUUCGAUUAUGACCAUAGACACAAAGUAGUAGAGGGAAAGGAACUGUCACCCGGUGACCGCAUUUGGAUCCCCGAUUUAAAAGAGGAAGGAACAGUGAUUAAGCCACACGAGAGUCCAAGAUCUGUAAUCAUACAGACCCAAAACGGACAAGUGAGAAGAAACCGCCGGAUGACAAGAAGAGUUCUGGUGGGAAGUUCUCCGGUCCCACCCCAGAAUGAAGACUAUGAGAAUCAUGAGCCGAUACCAACAAGAGAGAGGAACCCAGACGUAUCCUCAGCUCCUGGAGCCAGCCAAGAAGAUUAUGUAGAACUACCUGUCCCUGGGGACCAACCAGCAGUGGACAAGCCCUUGCAGCCUGAACCGAUGCUGACACGCCUUAGACCUAGAGGAGCUCUAAGAAGACCGGACAGACUUAUCGAACAAUGCUAAGAUUAGUUUCACUUUAGGACACUGGAGAACUGCGUUGUCCUUAUUGACAUUUAGUUAACUUAAAAAAAAAAAGGAAGAUGUAGUAACAUGAAGUACUAACUGACCGCUGACCGGCGGUAGAGCUGUCAUGGGGAGAGCUGUAUGAAUCUAUCGUAUUAAAGUAUGUUGUGUUGAUGCUGUCGUCUCUGUACCUCUUCGGACUCAACAUUAUUGUGCUGCCAACGAUCAGUAAAAUUCUAGAAAAAGCCGUGCACACCCAACUGUACGCUUAUCUUAAGAACAAUGGGAUCCUUACAUCUAAGCAAUUUGGGUUCAGACCGAAGUUAUCAACUGGAACAGCCUUGGCUCAUUUCACAGACAGUAUCCUCCAGAAUAUGGACGUUGGCUCCUUUACAGGUGCUGUUUUUCUGGACCUGUCUAAAGCUUUCGAUACAGCGGGACAUCCCCUGCUGCUGCAAAAGUUGACGAACAUCGGUCUUACCACCUCUACCACCCAGUGGUUUAGAUCGUACCUCACAAACAGGUCACAAAUUACAUCGGUUGGAGAUGCUCACUCUGCAUCUACCGAAAUGCCUAUUGGAGUACCCCAGGACAGUAUAUUGGGACCUUUAUUGUUUUUAGUGAAUGAUCUUCCGGACUGUCAUCUGGCAAGUGAUAUUAUUCUUUAUGCGGACGAGACUAUACUCUAUUACUCAUUCAAAAGCGUCAGUGUUCUUGAACAUCAAAUCAAUGCUGACUUGCGGGCAGUGUCUGAGUGGUUCUCCAGAAAUCUCCUGACCCUAAAUAUAUCCAAAUGUAAUUUUGUUAUCUUUGGAAGUCCUCAGAAACUGAAUCGUAUUCAAGGCAUUUCGGUUAAAGCAGAGGGUACUAGUAUUGAAAGAACACAAUCAUUCAAAUACCUAGACGUAAUGCUUUAACACUCUAUGUCCUGGGCAGAUCAUGUCGAUGCUAUCAGCAUGAAGAUUAAUCAGAGAAUAGGCCUAAUUAGGAGAAUCAGAAAUCUGUUGCCGUUACAAGCUAGAGUUGCCUUGUACAAUGCCCUAAUUCUCCCUCUUUUUGAUUACGGAGACGUUAUAUGGGGGAAAAAGAACAAUGACACCAUUAUGUCAGAAUUACAGAUUCUACAGAAUAAAGCUGCUAAAGUUAUGCUGGGGCAACCACCACGAAGCUCGUCAACGGAAGCACUGAAGAGUCUAGAUCUGAAGUCACUCCCCACAAGAAGGUUUUUUCAUCGCUGCAUUGCAGCCCACAAGUGUCUUAUUGGAGAAACCGAUUUCAACUUUAAUUUUACAAAAAAUCAAGCUGUUCAUUCAUAUAAUACAAGACGCUCUAAUGAUAUUCGCUUACCCCUACCAAGAACAAACUGGGGUAAACAAACUUUUAUUUUUCACGCCGCGAAAGACUGGAACAGCCUUCCAAAUGAGUUAAAAGAGUGUAAUUUUUUUUCCUAUUUUUAAAAGAUCUCAGCUAAUUUUAAACCGUGAUUUUUUUUUAAUAAUCGAUUUUAAGAUUUUAAAUUUUUUAACUUGUAAACAUAUUUUACUUUUUUCGUAAUAAUUAAUUAUCUAGCUAAAUUAGUGCAUGAGGGCCCCACUGAAAACCUCUUUGGCGAGUUGGCCUCCCUCUAUAAAUAUCAUUAUUAUUAUUAUGUCGCAGUAUGAAACUUUGGAAUGCUGUCCACAUUAUGAGUAGUAUAGGGCGCAUAGCAUAACCUACACCACUUGAGAAGCUAUACUUAGAAGUAAAAAAAGGUCGAUACGAAACCUAAUACGAUCCUAAAAUACAUAAUGAUAUGAAUCUCUCUACUUAAAAAGCCAAUUUAGAAUGUUAUUAAAUUCUGAUACUCUGUAAAACCUACGCUAAGAAAUGAUGAUAUGAUUAUCUCUAAUAGAAGCCUAGUUACAAAAUUAUUCAGUUUUUACGCACUCAAUAUCUCUUAUAUACCUAAAGGAGGCCAUCAUAAUGUGAUUAUCUCUACUAAAAGCUUAUUUAUAAUAAUAUCAAACUCUAAUGUUCUAAAAAAUCUAAGUAAAAACAUCAGCAAGCUUGUGUUUCUAGAUUUCUAGAGAAAAAAACCCUAAAAACUGGAGUCCUUAGCGCCCUAACUAAGUAUUUAUCUUAAAUGUUCUGGCAAUGUUUAAAGUGUUUGAGAUGACCGAACGCGACUUCUGCAUCCGCUCAAGUACGCUUCGUGCUCUCACUCCAACUAGCUUCCUCGCCGACUUCUCUAGGUGUUUAGAGUAACCACCCAGUACGUCAAUUAUUACGUUGUACUUUUCAACCCUGUAACCAUUGUAUCUCUGCUUCAGCUCCCACAUCAUGGGCCCAUACUCGAGUGUCUUUCCCUUAUCUUUCUUAGCUCUGCUCUCAAUCCAUGGGCAGCUUAUUUCAAUUGUGCAGACUUCUUUCCUCUCGUGGCUGACAAGUCGCGCGUCGAUCCGAUUUGUUCUAACUUCGUUGUGCUCUGCAUAGAUGGGAAUAUCCCAAAACGCCUCACUCGUGGUGUUCUGGUAGGCUGGUUUUGGCAUCACCGGUGAGUACCAUGGUGGAACCUCUUCUAUUAACCCAUGCUCUCGCAGGAGCUCAAAAAACAGAAUCUUCAAAGCUGCAUUAUGCCUGUAUAGGUACUUGGUUUGUGCCAGGGAGGAACAUCCAGCCAAUACAUGUGCAACGCUCUCAGCUACCUUCCCACAUAACCUGCAUAGGACUUCGCUGUCGGUGGAGGUUUGCGUCUUCUCCUUUGUGUAGAGCUUCGUAGGUAACAACUGCUCAUACAGUUCAUACAUGCCCGCGAUGGUAUAUGUAGGGCAUGUAGCCCAACCUUUUAACCAUGCAAAGGAGCUGGUUAUGCUUAGGCUCUCAUCUUCCCAUCUGACACGGAAUAACUUAUUAUUAUUAUUAUUAUUAUUAUUAUUAUUAUUAUUAUUAUUAUUAUAAUAAUUUAUGAACUUAUUGUGCGCAGCUUAACAUGAGAAUGAUCAGCUGCGCACUACAACUACAUUACUUUAAAAGAAACAAAUAAAAGAUAAGGCAUUAAAAAAUAAAAAAUAAAGAGAAUAUAUAUGCAUGCAAGUAAGAACUGAAUAUAAAAUUGCUCACCAAUAUAAAGUUUUAAAAAGAUAAGUCUUAAUAUGCGCCUUAAAACUGUUCACAUUAGUAAUCGCACGAAGUUCUUUUGGAAGAGAGUUCCAGAGCCUUGGCGCUUCUACCAUAAAAUCUCUAUCACCUAACGUCUUCCAUCGAGCAGCUGGCAAAGAAAGUAAAAUACUAUCUGAAGAUCUAAGGUUGUAUAAGGACGAUUUAAAUGUUAGUAAAUCGAAUAGAUAUUUAGGAGCAAGGCCGUGAAUUGCUUUGAACGUAAUAAGCAGUAUCUUAAAUUCUAUCCGGACUUUAACAGGAAGCCAAUGCAGACCACGAAGAAGGGGUGAGAAGUGGCAAAACCUAGGGGCAUUACAUACUAGCCUGGCUGAGGCAUUCAAAACUCUCUGCAAUUUGUUAAGUUGGUAGUUGGGCAGCCCAUACAAAAGACUGUUACAAUAAUCAACACGAGAUGUAAUAAAUGCAUGGACAAGCAUUUCCGUUGAUUCUCGAGACAAAUACUUGCGAAUGCGUUUGAUAUUAUGCAAAUGGUAAAAGGCAACACCACAUAACUUGCUAAUAUGAGUUGACAUAGUGAGCUGCUCAUCAAACCAUGAGCCUAGGUUUCGAGCUACUGUUACAGGACAAACAUCAGUCGACCCAACCCUAAUACAAUUGAUGUUAACCUUGGCCAGCUGCUGCCUAGUACUUAUAAUUAAAAAUUCUGUUUUAUCAUCGUUUAACAUAAGAUUAUCUAAAAUCAUCCAACUCCUAAUGACACUGAUACAGUCAGUCAUGGACUUGAUGGCAAAAUCAACAUUCGCAGAUCGAUUGGGGUAGCAGUGAACUUGUGGGAGGUGGCGUUCAACGAUCUGAAACAGUUUGCGCGCGUAGUUAGUGAAAAGCAAGGGUCCCAAAAAUGAUCCUUGAGGAACACCUUGUUUUAAAGGAAAAUGAUCUGAGAGACUACCAUUUACAGAGACACGCUGGAACCGGUUUACGUUUACAUGAUAGACAGGAUGACCUGCCGAGGCAGAUUUCUCAGUUUACUGGACCGGGUAACCCGCUAGGGUGGGGUCCAAUUUUGCUGGGUAAACGCUUCAAGGUGGGUUUACUCUCCUAACCGCGGGGUGGGAUUCGUGUUAGUACAUUAAACUCGAGCCAAGUUUUUGGUUUUUGUUUACGUGCUUUGUGAUGCUUUGUGACCUUUCACUAAUCCACCGUACAUUCGGGAUGGUGGGAUCGUAAGACUACAUUUUUAAAUGUAAUCUAAAAAAUAAUAAUAAUAAUAAUAAAUAACAGGAGUUUAAUUAAAAACUCCUGUUAUAUUUUUACCCUACCUGAGCGGUUUAUGCGCAUGCGCGUGUACUGACAGGACGUGUCUUUUUACGCUUCCAGUAAUAUACACGUCUUCAUACUACCUGCCUCGAUAAGCUCCUCCAUUUUGCAGGUAGUCUGUAUUUGUAAUAACCUGAAAUUCAUCCGAUUGCUUCGAGUCGUUUUCUCCUCUCAGCAACGACGUUACUGGGGGAGUAAUAACGACUCGAAGUAAUCGGAUGAAAUUCAGGCUUUAUUUGAAAUUUAUUUAUUGUGACUUUAAACAAAUAAAGCUUGAGUGUCUCAAUCUUGAGUGUUUUUUUUACCUCACCUACCUGGGUUCCCCCGCCUCCAGAUAAACUGGCCUAAAGCUAAGACAAAAGUAAGUAUGUUUAUGGGCAGAACGUUUGAGUCAGCUCGAAAAAAAAAAGUUUGAUUAUUUAUUUUUUCAGGAGCAUGACUUCUUUAAUGAUUCCAGCAAAUAUGGCCAUGUAAAGGUAUCAGACCUACAGGUUGAUGACAAAGACGGAGACAUUAAUGUGACGUUUAAGCUGUGUUUAGUUCUAAAAAACAAUGCGCAUGCUGGCUACAUUGAAGAUGUGAUUAAAAUGUGGAAAAAGUUUGGGAACGAGAGCAUCACAGGACACAAAUUUCUGGCUGGAGAGUACAUUUGUUGUCGUAAUAACUAAUAGAGCUUUUUACCGAUACGGCGGCCAUAUUGAAUUAAUUUGAUUAAUUAAGGAGUAUUAUAGGAUGCCCAGGGGGCAUGAGAACAUUUCGUUUGUAUUUUCGAGCGCUUUUCGGAACAUUUUUUUCUUAAAGUUUUCUUAGAAUAAGAUUGUAAUGGGAAAAAAGAUCCUUGUGCCGUGUUUGGAUGUAACAAUGAUCGCCUUUUUGUAGUUUAGUAUUAUAAAUAUGGUCUUUCACUGUAUAUUUCUCGGGAAAAAGGCGAUCAUUAUUACAUCCAAACACGACACAAGGAUCUUUUUUCCCAUUACAAUCUUAUUCUAAGAAAACUUUAAUGUCCCGAAAAUAGGCAUCCUAUAAUACUCCUUAAAUCGAAUUAAUUCAACACGGCCGCCGUAUCGGUAAAAAGGUAUAUUUACGUUCACUAUACCGAACACGAAAAGCUAUCCGGAAUAGUAUGGACAGCAACUGCCAUCAGGGACUGGCACGAGUCGUUCACACCCAUCGAACAUCGUUCUAAAGCGGUUGGUAGAGAGGGCUUGGUGCACUAUCUCAAUCGUCACUUUCCCUCACCAAGUGGGUUCCAGUCCUCGCUCCUACCCAUUUACUUCUGCAACGGUCCGAAUACCUGUUUACAUUUCGACAAGGAGUGGAAGAAACUUGUCUGAUAUGUGACGAUCCACUUUCAAUAUCAGCAAGCACUCUCGUUCCCAGAGCCUCCUGGGGGCCUGAGCACGAGGACCAGAAGGCUCUGGGGACACAGGAUUUAAAGUCCUAGAUUUUUGGACUUCCGGUCUUUUCUGAAUCAAAAGUAAGUUGGGGGAUUGUCUUUUAAAAGCUUUGAAUCACUUAAAUUUACAGUCAUUGAUACUUGGACAAGAGUAAAUGACCGCUAUAAGAAACGUUAAAGAAAUCGCACAGAAAUCAUCUUCCUUACGUGUGGAUAAAAGCCGUAUCCGUUAAUGUUUUCGUGCUGUUGCAAGAGCUAUCGAUAUCCUAUGUAGUGUGAGCAUAGCAGCGAUCAGGUACCGGUUACAACUGGUUAAAGCUAAUACAAGAAUUCUAUGAUCCGUGUACACUUAUUCAUCGUUAUCACCACCCCUUCAACCUCUAUCCCUGUCUCAAGACGCUUUUAACGGCGUAUAUAACGUUUCUUAUUCUGCAGAGGUAACGUUUAAGGACUGGAAAGCUAAGGACGGCGAGUGCAGCAAAUGUUCAAGUGGAGGGGCUGGACCAAUCACUCUUGAGCGAGAAUGUAAACCCAAAAAAGCUGAAUACAGUUGCGAUGGUGUGAGGACCACGGUGGAAUCCCAGGACUGUUUAAAAUACUGCGAUUCGAAGGCUGGUAAGUUACGUAACGGGAUGUAUGAUCUGACCGAGAACUAACUACUAUAUAGUUUACAGGCCCUAUAGCGUGUUUUCACUCACGUGGCCAGCAUCUAUGCAAAUUUAUUAGAACAAAAGAAAGCGUUUGCAUAAGGAAAGAGUUCAACUCUAACAGGGCCCGUUUGGGACACAAACAUAGUCUCCGUUUCAUUGUUUUGGGACACCGAUAUGGCCGUCAUUACUUCAUGUGAAAACACUCUUUAUUCUCUUUUUGAGACCCCGUUUUGAACAGACAAAUCUUUUACCUCUGCAACCCGAUUAUACGGAGUCGUCCAAAUUCUGUUACAGAUUGCAUUACUGUUUACAGCUCAAAANAACUGGUUAAAGCUAAUACAAGAAUUCUAUGAUCCGUGUACACUUAUUCAUCGUUAUCACCACCCCUUCAACCUCUAUCCCUGUCUCAAGACGCUUUUAACGGCGUAUAUAACGUUUCUUAUUCUGCAGAGGUAA